AUCUCCCUAUUUUGCUCUCUCUCUCUCUCUCUGUCUCUCUCUCUCUCACGCACACACGCCAAUUUGUGACCUUUACACCCAAAUUUUUCCCUUUUUCUUCUUUGAUUCGAUCCCUGAUUUCCGAAUCGUUGAUGUGAUUGGGAGGAAUCGAGGAGUGGUGGUGAAAUUUGGCUCAAAUUUGGCCCAAAUUUGGCUCAAAUUGGUGGAUUUUUGGUGGGUUUUGCUCCGAAUUUUGGGAUGGGUUGUUUCCCAUGCUUUGGAUCGUCGCACGAGGGGGAGGAGGGGAAGGGUGGGGCGAAAGGGAGCGGCGAUGUGAAGAAGGAUGCGUCGGCGGCGCCAUCGUCUCGCCACAUGUCGAGGAUCAGCUCGGAUAAAUUGAAGUCGCGGAACGGUUCGGACUCCAAGAAGGAAGGAUCGGUCCAAAAAGAGGAAAGUACGGCGCAUAUUGCCGCACAAACUUUCACUUUUCGGGAGCUUGCCGCCGCCACGAAGAACUUCCGGCAAGAUUGCCUCUUGGGCGAGGGCGGUUUCGGCCGUGUCUAUAAAGGGCGUUUGGAGGGCGGACAGGUUGUUGCUGUAAAACAGCUUGAUAGAAACGGCCUUCAAGGAAAUAGAGAGUUUCUUGUGGAAGUCCUUAUGCUGAGUCUCUUGCAUCAUGCGAAUCUAGUCAACCUUAUAGGUUAUUGUGCGGACGGUGAUCAACGCCUUCUUGUUUAUGAGUUUAUGCCGUUGGGAUCGCUAGAAGAUCACCUGCAUGAUCUUCCACCCGACAAGGAACCUCUCGACUGGAAUACACGUAUGAAGAUAGCUGCAGGUGCAGCUAAGGGCUUAGAACAUCUUCACGACAAGGCGAAUCCCCCUGUUAUUUACAGAGAUUUCAAAUCAUCAAAUAUCCUUCUUGGUGAGGGUUUUCAUCCAAAAUUAUCAGACUUUGGGCUUGCAAAACUCGGCCCAGUUGGCGACAAGACUCACGUCUCUACCCGGGUUAUGGGAACAUAUGGCUACUGUGCUCCUGAAUACGCUAUGACUGGGCAGCUAACGGUUAAAUCUGAUGUUUAUAGUUUCGGUGUGGUUUUCCUUGAACUCAUCACGGGGCGGAAAGCAAUUGAUAACACUCGGCCUGCUGGAGAGCAAAAUCUUGUUGCAUGGGCCCGUCCAUUAUUCAAGGACCGAAGGAAGUUCCCCAAGAUGGCUGAUCCAUUGCUCCAAAACCGCUUUCCUUCGAGGGGACUAUAUCAAGCUUUAGCUAUUGCAGCAAUGUGUUUGCAAGAGCAAGCGGCAACUCGACCUCUCAUAGGGGACGUCGUAACAGCUCUUUCUUAUCUUGCUUCUCAAACCCAUAACCCAAAUGCAGCUUCCGUACAAAGCACUCGAUCAGGCCCGUCUAUUCCGAGGGUCCGGGAGGACAGGAGAAGCAUCCGUUUGCCUGACGCCCAAAACUCCGUCCAAUCUCCGAACCCUAAUUCACCUGAUUUGAGGCGGAAGGAGUCCCUUAAAGGAGCAAACUCUGGAGCGGAUUCUGGAAGGAAAAGCGGCUUAGAUGAAUCAGAAAUGCAGGAAUUUCAGUAUGGAAGUCCAGUUCACGCACGAAAGAACAGAGAGACACAAAGAAAUUCUGACAGGCAGCGGGCUAUUGCGGAGGCCAAACUAUGGGGCGAGAAUUGGAGAGAGAGGAAGCAGGCUAACACGCGAGGUAGCUUUGACAGUACGAACGAGUAGUCAAAGGUAUUUAAAGAUGGAGAAGCUUCUCGAGAAUUGAGUGGGUCGCAUCGGAGAAUUGAGUUAUGGGUUGGAAAUUCGUGAGCCAAAGUCAAAAUAUAUAUAAAUCUCUACUUUUCCUGGUUAGUGUCCGUGAAUAAGGCGGAAGUUCUGUUUCGGCCGUCGAUGCUGCUUCACAGUUCUCUUCCAUGAGAUUCGGGUUGAAUGCUCUUUAAGGAUAUAUCUUAUCCCUGGAUAGAUAUUUGAAUUUUGUAACUGCAUUGGAUUGCGAAGCCUCCUUGUAGAUCAUUUGGCUAUAGAGGGAAUGGUUAUUGUAAGAGAAGGGGGGAAAAAGGGGCAUUUUUUUUAAAAAAUGGAGAACUACAUUAGACAGUUUUAGAUCUAUGCUUUUGUAUUUAGGGUUUUCUGAAGGCCGAGUGGCGUUUGAACAAUUGCUAUUUUUGUCCAUACAGUCCACAGCGUUCUUUACAUAUUACCGAUAUUAUCAUUAUGUGAUCAUUUUUCGGCAUGUUUUCUGAUCA
Ananas comosus (pineapple) is the source of this 2240-nucleotide messenger RNA. RefSeq names its product serine/threonine-protein kinase PBL27. The transcript has 5 exons. Bases 238 to 1719 code for a protein of 493 amino acids. Lineage: Eukaryota; Viridiplantae; Streptophyta; Magnoliopsida; Poales; Bromeliaceae. Gene Ontology annotation, molecular function: ATP binding; protein kinase activity. Gene Ontology annotation, biological process: protein phosphorylation. The record is from RefSeq and is a predicted model, not a curated record.